AUGCAUCAACCAGAGAGAUUUCAAAUUGAUAUAGCUGAACCAUUACGAUCGUACGUUUGCAACCGUCCGAGUACGACUAUAGCAUCAUAUCGUAAUCCGUAUCCAGCAGUAACAACAUAUCAUUAUGAAAAUGGUACUUUACAAGCAGAAACCGGAGCGAUUCGUCGUGAAUUAAGUGAACUUAGAAAUGAUGUUAGAGAAAUACGGCGACAACAAGGAUAUCCAACUCAUUAUGUUGCCACAGAAGCUUAUCCAAAUAGAGCAUGUCCAUUAUGUCCAUCGUCUUCUUCCGACAAUCGACAAUAUCAAUAUUUACAAAUUCCAGAAUAUCCUUAUUAUCAAAAUUCAAAUUCGGCUCAUCAACGACCUCAAACAACUCAACAACGAACAACAUUAAAUAAAUUGAAAAAAAAAUCGUCAUCAUCGGGAGCAGUUCACCAUCCUAGAGCAUGGGUACCGGGUGGCCACAAGAACUCAUAUCCAAAUCGACGAUGGAAUCUUAGCGUACGUCAUCCUGAACCAUAA
Adineta steineri is the source of this 525-nucleotide messenger RNA. The record is from the annotation of a GenBank genome assembly. Lineage: Eukaryota; Metazoa; Rotifera; Eurotatoria; Adinetida; Adinetidae.